AUGGUGGGUGCGGCCACCGCUGGAUCUCGAAAGGGGCAGGAGCUGGCGGCGAUCAAUGGGGCCGCCACCGCCGUUCCGCCGGCAGGGGCGGCGGCGGGAAGUGACCCCGCCGUCGUGGGAGGUGAAGUCCUCGAGUUCAGCUCGAGGGAGGAUGUGGAGCGGCUGCUCAACGAGAAGAUGAAGGGAAAGAAUAAAACCGAUUACAAGGUGAACAUUCUUCUUUCCGACGAAAAUUUGCCCGGAUUAGGGCUCUGAACCCUCUCUGUGAUCCGUCUCCCGAGUAGGGGAAGGUUGAGCAGAUGAUGGAGUACAUCAAGAGGCUCAGAAGCUGCAUCAAGUGGUUCCAAGAGCGUGAGGAUGAACUCGUGAUCCUGUGCGAUGAGCUCCAGGGUUUGAUCGAAUCUCAUGAGAAGAGAUACGCGGAGCUCGGUAAUCAAUAAAAUACCUCAAAAUCAUAUAUCGGGACGGAUUUCCUGCAAAGAUAUACGUACAUGAAAUGAAAAAUCCCCCCAUCGUUUGCUCUUUCACAGAGGCGCAGUCGAAGGAGAGAAUAGAACAGUUGCAGGCGGCCCUCGACGAGCUGAAGCAGAGAUAUUCCUCCCUGGAGGAGAGCUGGGAGAACGACAAGAGAGAGAAACUGGUGAGAAGAGAAUUCUCCUGGGAAGGUCCGGAUUGCUCCCAUGGAUUCUAAUUCUGUCAAGCAUGCAGACUGCGAUUGAAAGCUACACGCGAGAACAUGAGGAGAGAAGCAGAAUAGAGAAGCUGAAGGAUGCUCUGGAGGAAGAGCUCAAGAAAACACAACAGGGGGCGUUCACCGCUGAACAGCAGGCAAAUGAUCAUGCUGAUGCUACUGCUGAUAAUAAUAAUAAUAAUAAUAAUAAUAAUAAUAAUAAUAAUAAUAAUAAUAAUAAUAAUAAUAAUAAUAAUACUAAUACUAAUACUAAUUAUUAUUAUUAUUAUUAUUAAAAAUUUAAGAUUUACUAGGCUUCUCCUUAUCGGUUGAAAAAUUUACCAAUUUUAAUUUUUUUUACUAGGUGAAAAGUCUCCAGGACAUCAACAGACGGCUCCAGGAGUACAGCACGAGCUUACAAGAGUACAACAGCAAGCUUCAAGGCGACGCCACUGUUAAUGUGGAGAAUAUUUCUAGGUUGCACAAGGAAAAGACGGCUAUGAUGGAGGGGUUGAGCAGCUCGAAGGCUCUGUGCAGCGUGCUUCAGGAUCAGCUCGCAUCUCUCAAGGUGAGCAGUGAAGAAUGCCCAUGUUUUUAUGUACCUUUCAGGAAUGCUUUAUGCUGGAUCCUAAGAUAUGAUUGCUACGUCUAUGGUUCCUUGUGUUGCCAUUAGAUACAACUUCGCUGUGAUGGGUAAAUAAUUUAAUUCUCUUAUUGGAUAAAUAAAGAUUUUUUUUCAAAUCAGUAAUCGUACUCUGAAAUAUCAAUUGGCAUCAAAGUAAUGAUUAAACUUGAAUCUAUAAUUUCUAAAAAAAGUACAUUUUUUCAAUAAGAUAAUUAAAUUAUUUACGCGAUGGGCAUGUUCUAAGCAGUAUCUUUUAAAUGAAAAACAUAUGUUAUGUUAUCUUAUCUUAUCUUAUCAACUUUGGAUUAGUGAUGUCGCAUGAAGCAGUGAUGCAAUCUGUUGAUGGGAUCAUGACCGAGAAUGUAUAUUGAUAGCUAGCUGGCCUGUUCCUCAUGAGACCUCUUUCAUUGCACAGACUUCUGAGCAGGCGGCUGUGAAGGAGAAGGAGGAGCUAAGGACUGACUUGGAGCAGCUCCGCGGAGAGCUGAAGCUGGUGAGGGAGGAUCGUGAUCUGCAGCUGAGCAAUGCUCAGUCCUUGGCUGCUGACUUGGCGAUGUACAAAGAUUGUACGGGGAAGUCCUCUGCUGAGUUGGCUGGUUUGGUGACCAGAAAUGAAACCCUUGAGGUGGGCCCCUACUUCCCCAAGCUGGAUGAUCUAGGAAUGUAUGCUGCACCCACUAACGCUUAGCAUACAUUCUUGAAGGCUACAUGCAGUGCACAGAGAGAUCAGAUCCAGUUGCUACAGGCCCAGCUUCAUGUUGCAACUGAAAAACUGCAGGUUCCAUUCCAUUAUGGGUUCCAGUCUUCACAUUACUCUUGAAUUUAUUUUAAAUUAUCUGGGACGUUGGAAGUGUAAAAACAUUGCCUUUGGAUAUUUAUGAUUAUAUGCAAGUUCAUUUAUUUUUUAUUUAUGAUUAUCUAGUCUUCAUAUGAUCUUUGAAUUCAUUUUUCAAUUACCCAAAGCGUGGGAAAAUACCAUAAAUCCCAAUUUUUUUAAAAAAACUCAUAAUAUAGAGAGAUGAUGAACAUGGGCAUUGCUUAUGAUUAUGCUUUGUAAAUAUCUCUUGUCAAAAAAUAAAUCUCAUAUUUGGAGUGAUGAUGAUCAUGGCUAUUAUUCUUGUUUAUUUUAUUUUAUUUCAACCCCAGCUGGCCGAUUCAUCAGCCUCAGAGUCAAGAAUGGAGUGUGAGAGUCAAAGGAGGAUGGUCCAGGAUCUGAAGAACCGGGUAUUUGAUGCGGAGCAGAAGAUUCUCGAGGCUGAGAGGCUGCGGAAGAAGAUGCAUAACACCAUCCUGGUACUCACAGCUGUCCAUCUCGUCUGCCCAUCUUUCCUCAUAUAGGCUCGGCCAUUCUUCACCCGAUCGAUCUCACGCUACAGGAACUGAAAGGAAACAUCCGGGUGUUCUGUCGGGUGCGCCCUCUGCAGAUGGACUCUGACGACAGGGAAUCGGAAACCACUGUGGUCUCCUUCCCCACUUCCAUGGAGCUCCUUGACCGGGGCAUUGACUUGCUGCACAAUGGUACCUUCCUCUUUCUCUCUCUCUCGGGUUGACCACCCUAGAUCAUCAUGCUAUGAAUGGUAAUUGACUCUGAUGCCCGCUUUGGUCAACAGGGCAAAACUAUUCGUUCACAUUCGACCGGGUGUUCAGCCACAAGGCCUCACAGGCCGAUGUUUUUGUGGAGAUCUCACAGCUGGUCCAAAGCGCUCUUGAUGGCUACAAGGUUCCUCCUCCUCACCCCCCGGGCAACAUCCUUGCCGUGUUGACCAGGAAGUCAAUGCAUGAUGAGAAAAGUCAAACACUUCCUUGUAGGUGUGCAUUUUUGCCUACGGUCAGACAGGCUCGGGGAAGACCUACACGAUGAUGGGCAAGCCCGAGGCUUCGGAGCAGGAGGGCCUGAUACCUCGAUCGCUGGAGCAGAUAUUCCAGGCUGGGCAGUCUCUCUCUUCCCAGGGUUGGAGGUAUAAGAUACAGGUUUGGGCCUAUUCUUUUCAUAUUAAAUAAAAUCUCCAGACCUUGGAAAAUUAUACAUAUAUCUAUAUAUAUAUUUCCUUGGGAAAUCUGCAGGCAUCUAUGCUGGAAAUAUAUAAUGAAUCGAUCAGGGAUCUGUUGUCGGUGAGCCGAUCCAACAGUCCAGAGGCGAGCCCGGCUACGGGGAAGCAGUAUGCAAUCAAGCAUGAUCAGAACGGCAACACGGUCGUCUCCGACCUCACGGUUGUGGAUGUCUGCAGCAUUGAGGAGGUCUCGUAUCUCCUGCGCCGAGCUGCCCAGAGCAGGUGAAUUUUCCUCUCCAAUUCCAUUUUUCUAAUUUUUAUAUAUUUUUAUUUCUCUUGAUAAUUGGAAUUGGUGAUGUGGGGUUUUGAUAUAUUUUGCGAUGCAUUCUGAAAUUCCUUUUUUUUUUUAACUUUCUUUGCAAAAUAUAUAUUUUGGAUUACUUUCUCAGAUUGUAUUCUCUGAAAAAAAUUCCAUGGGAUUAUACUUCACUGAAACAUGCAUAUACUUUCAGAGAGAGAAUAGAGAGAGAGAGAGAUGGAGAUAGAUAGAGAGAGGAGAGAGAGAGAGAUGAAUUGAUAUUUUCUUCUGUGGUCUUCUUUCAGGUCCGUCGGCUGGACGCAGAUGAAUGAGCAGUCGUCAAGAAGCCACUUUGUGUUCACUCUGCGGAUAUCUGGGCUCAACGAGGUCCCCAGCAUUCUCCAUAUAUAUAUAUAUAUAGAGAGAGAGAGAGAGAGAGAGAGAGAGAAAUAUUAAUGGAUUUAUGUAUUUGUAAAUAUAUUCUCACCCAUGGUUCGGGUGUUGAUGGCAGAGCACCGAUCAACGCGUCCAAGGGGUUCUGAAUCUGAUUGACCUGGCGGGGAGUGAGCGGCUCGGGAAGAGCGGGUCAACCGGUGAACGGCUCAAGGAGACCCAGGCACUUUCUCUCUCUCUCUCUCUCUCUCUCUAGAAAAUAUUUAUUUAUUUCUGAUCUUGGUGAGGUCCAUGCAAAUAAUGCUCUUCCCCUUCUUUAAAAAUCUCAGUCGAUAAAUCGGAGCUUGUCGGCUCUCAGCGAUGUCAUCUUGUCCAUCGCAAGGAAGGAAGACCACGUCCCCUUCAGGAACUCCAAGUUGACAUACCUCCUCCAGGUCCUCUCUCUCUCUCUCUCUCUCUCUAGGCUGAUUUGGAAAGUCAACUCAUUUGUUCGUUUGUUUUCUCGUCACCAUGGGCAGCCGUGCCUCGGUGGGGAGUCGAAGACCCUGAUGUUCGUCAACAUCUCCCCCGAGUCGUCGUCCACUGGGGAGUCAAUCUGCUCUCUGCGGUUCGCAUCUCGGGUCAACUUGUGUGAGAUCGGGGUCCCUCGGCGGCAGGCCCAAGCCCGGGGGUUUGACUCCCGGAUGAGCUAUGGUUGA
This is a messenger RNA of Spirodela intermedia, 4675 nucleotides long. The record is from the annotation of a GenBank genome assembly. NCBI's taxonomy places the organism in Eukaryota, Viridiplantae, Streptophyta, Magnoliopsida, Alismatales, Araceae.